This is a messenger RNA of Microbotryum saponariae, 2984 nucleotides long. Lineage: Eukaryota; Fungi; Basidiomycota; Microbotryomycetes; Microbotryales; Microbotryaceae. The record is from the annotation of a GenBank genome assembly.
AUGGCUCCACCACGACGCUCUUCUUCGCUAGGGAGUAAACCCAAGUCACAACGUCUCCCCGCCACGAACUUCGCUGCCCCUUCAUCUACGCGGAGUGCUUCGCAACGAGCGUCGACCUCGACUUCGAACGCGCCUACUACUUCUACGGCUGCAUCGUCGAGCAAGAAGAGGAGAAAUUCUUCGUUCUCUGGCUCUGGAGGGGCCAAGUCAUCUACUGUGGAUGUCGCUGAUUCGCUAGGGUUGGAUGGGGAGGCGUUGGAUUUCGGUUCGGACGAAGAAGGCGACGAUGAGGCCGAGUUCACGGGCAUCGCCGAUGAUGAGGACGACGAGGACGAUGGUGAUUUCCCCGAGUUGGAUUUGGAAGAGUCCGAGGAGGAUGAAGACGGGGACGACGAUGAGCAGGAUCUGGAUUCAGACGAGGAAGCGAUCCUGGCUGAACUGCGAGCCGAGGACGAGGACGGGGGCUCGUCAUCACAAAAUACCGACGACGAAGAUGGGUCCGAUUUAGAUGCGUUGAUGAAGAAGUACACCAGCAAACCGGAUGAAGCCGAUCGAGCCGCGUUCGAGACGACCUGGGACGAGGAUGAGUUGCCGGUCGAUUAUAUGAAGAGGAGCAGGACGGUCAAGAGUCGGAUCACGGGGCAGGACAAGACCGAGUGGGACGAUGAGAUCGAGGCAGAGUAUGCUAGUGAUAGCUCGACCGAGGAGGUGAGUGACCUUGUCGGAUGAUGCUACGAGGUGGUCACUGACUCGUGCGCUACGAGCUCAAACAGACCACGAACCGAAUUGGCAACGUACCGGCCUACUUUUACGACGAGAUGCCCCACAUCGGCUACGACAUUGACGGCAAAAAGGUCAUGCGGCCUGCUCAGGGAGAUGAGUUGGACAAGUUCCUGGAGGGCGUCGAGGAUGCCGAUGGAGGAUGGUCAGUGGCUACCGUUCUAGAUCAGUUUUCGGCGAACGGUUGGCUGACGGUCAUUUGUGGGGACGAUAUAGGACCACGGUCAAGGACAAGCUGCAUCAGCAGAAUGUCGCGCUCACUGAAGAGGAGCUCGACCUCAUUCAUCGAUUGGCCAAGGGAGAGAACCCGGAUUCGAGUUACGAUCCGUGAGUUUGGGAUCUGGGUCGGAGUCUUGCUGAAAGCCAGAGCUCACCUGUCAUUUCCUCCUCUGCACCAUCAGCUACGCCGAUCAAAUUCCUUACUUCUCCUCUCAAGUCAUGGCCACGCCUUUGACGCGCCGACCCGAACCCAAGAGUCGAUUCUUGCCCUCCAAAUGGGAGCACAAGAAGGUCAUGAAGAUCGUCCGAGCGAUCCGAUCGGGUCGCAUUGUCCCCCGGCGCCCGGGGGCCCCUUCGACUUCGGCCAACAAGGACGAUCCGGCCAAACGCUUUUAUGGUCUUUGGUCGCAGAACGAUGCCGAGGCUGCUCCUCAUCCCAUGCACAUGCCUGCUCCCAAGAUGGCCUUGCCUUCACAUCAGGAGUCGUACAACCCCCCGGAGGAAUACCUGUGGACCGAGGAGGAGAAGGAAGAAUUCCUCUCCAAAGAGAAGGAGGACCGAAGAGGGCAGGUUAUCCCCGUCAAACACGCCGCUUUGCGACAAGUUGGAGCUUAUGAGAACUUUGUCCAAGAACGCUUCGAUCGUUGCUUGGAUCUUUACCUCGCGCCAAGGAUGUUGCGGAGAAAACCGAGGCUAGACAUUCAGGACCCGUCCGAGUUGAUCCCCAAGUUGCCUUCACCGCAGGAAUUGAGGCCGUUCCCGACGACUGCGAGUGUCGAGUACCGUCAUCCCAACGGUGUGAGGAUUCGAUCCGUCUCGAUCGACCCGACUGGGAUGUGGGUCGUCACGGGUGCCGAGGAUGGAGAGGUCCGACUAUGGGAAUGCGCCGUCGGUCGAUGCACGAUGAAGUGGCAGUGCGGCGAUGGUGGACCCAUCUACGACGUCGAGUGGUGCCCCGAUCCCGAGAGGUCCAUCUUUGCCGUCGCUUCGGCGCACAAGGUUCACCUCAUAUCCCCGCUUCCUCUUUUAGGUGAGGAAGUCGCAUCCAGGACCAAGACGUAUGCUCUCGCUGGAUUCAAUGCUGCUAGCACGGGCGACGACGGGGAGAAGAAGAAGCAUGUCCAGCCUCAGGAGGUGAGGUGGUCCAAGCCGAAGGGCGAUUCGGAGAGGGACGAGGGGAGGUUGGUCGUCGUCGAUGUGCCGGGGACGUUGAAGCAGGUCACGUGGCACAAGAAGGGUGAUUACUUUGCGACUGUGGCUGCACCUUGUGAGUUUGGUCUACUGGAUAGGGCUGUGUAGUGAACGGAUAUACUGAUGCGUUUCCCUGAAACCGUGCUCACAGCUGGCGCGCGCUCGGUCCUCAUCCACCAACUGACCAAACAUCAAACCCAAGCCCCAUUCACCAAGAUGAAGGGUGACGUGCAAUGCGUCUCGUUCCACCCUUCGCGCCCCCACUUCUUCGUCGCGACGCAACGACACGUGAGGAUGUACGACCUGAUGAAGCAAGCGUUGGCCAAGACACUUAACCCGGGUGUCAAGUGGAUCUCGUCGAUCGAUGUUCAUCCUCAAGGAGGUGAGUGCAAAGUGUAACGUUGAUAGCAACUUCAGAGUACUCACUCAUCUUGUUCCUAUCUUUAGACAACGUUAUUGUCGGCUCUUACGACCGUCGUCUCGUCUGGCACGAUCUGGACCUGUCCUCGACUCCCUACAAAACCCUGCGCUACCAUGCCCGCGCCCUCCGUCAGGUUCAUUUCUCGCGUGCCUACCCUCUAUUCCUUUCCACCUCCGACGACGGCUCCAUCCACGUCUUCCACUCGACCGUUUACUCGGAUCUCCUGACGAACCCUUUGAUCGUGCCUUUAAAGGUGUUGAAGGGCCACGAACCGAAGGAGAGUUUGGGUGUUCUGGAUGCGGUUUGGCAUCCGAGGGAACCUUGGAUCGUCAGUGUUGGCGCGGAUGGAGGGGCCAAGUUGUGGUGCCCUUAG